Molecule: messenger RNA, 7744 nt
Organism: Penaeus chinensis
Lineage: Eukaryota; Metazoa; Arthropoda; Malacostraca; Decapoda; Penaeidae
Gene: sas
Exons: 24
Coding region: 589-5640 (1683 amino acids)
Molecular function (GO): protein binding
Source: RefSeq, a predicted model, not a curated record
ACAAUCGAGCAUCGGCAUAACUCCAUAAACCCCGCGACUAAUCGGCUGUUGGCUACUGGCACUCUUCCAGAGGGGUGCCAAGCGGAGAACGCGAGCUACGGCGUGGGCCAGGAAUGGACUGAAGGGUGCCAGAAGAAGUGUUCCUGUUCUCCAGGGGGCGUGGCGAAGUGCGAGCCCAGGUGUCGCCUCGUGGCUGGACAAGGGGACGCCUCGUGCACGGAGAUUCCCGACGUCGAGGACCCUGAGUGUUGCGUCGCCUGCAAAGGAGCAGCAGACCCGGAGCGCAAGGAAGGCAGCUGCACCUUCAAGAACACGACCUACAGGCCAGGCGAUGUGUUCUUUGACGAGUGUGACCUCCGCUGCACUUGCAACAACAACAAUGAGAUUGAGUGCAAGCCGCGGUGCGAAUUCUCCCACGAGGCCGGAUCGGAAACGGAGCCCGGAUGCGAAUACUUCCCAGACCCCAAAGACUCGUGUUGCAAGUUGCGCGUCUGCAAUUCCACUUCCGAGGCGGCCCCCGAUGCUGCUCCUUCCCUGCCUCAGGAGAGCGCCGUGUCGACCUCCCCGGCGAGCCAGAAGGUCGCGGGGAUGCCCAAGUUGCUGGUCACGUCCAAGACCCACAGCUCAGUGACUCUUGCUUGGGACGAUUUCAGGGCCAGGGCAGUGGAGGAAGGCUACGUCGCCGAGUAUCGCGAAGUGGAGGGAGUUGUGGCGAGCGAGGAACAGCCGUGGAUGAAGAAGAUCGUGCCAGUGGGUGCCACUCCUCCCAGCCUCACUUCUGUCACUAUCGAAGACCUCAAGCCGAAUACUUUGUACCAGGUGCGAGUGUCCAUCUAUGAUGAGGUAGAAAACGGGCGCCUGGCUGACACCACCGAGACCCUCACUGUUAGAACUGAAUCUGGCUGUGUCUACGGCAACUCGUCUCAUCCUCUGGGAGAAUUCUUCAUUGGCUGCGAGGAACGAUGCACUUGCCACGCGUCCGGCGAUGUGAAAUGCUUCCAACGGUGCACUUUGCCCUAUUUCAAGAAAGGGGAGUUCAGCGGAGACGCCUUGUGCCGAGAACAGACAGCCGAACGGGACAGUUGUUGCGUCAUCGUUCGCUGUGCUACGAACACCUCCAACGUCGCCCUCACCAAUCUACCCUAUGAACCAUGCACGAACAUGGUCUGCGGACCCAAUGCUGAAUGCGAGGCCGACUCCAUGACCUCGGAUGACCCGGCAGCAGGAGGCAGCAACCUCUCCUUCGGCUACUGUCGCUGUCUCCCGGGUUACGUCGGGGAUGCCUCGGACCUGGAUAUUGGAUGUGUGCUAGACCCGGAGCGCAAGGAGGGAAGCUGCACCUUCAAGAACACGACCUACAGGCCAGGCGAUGUGUUCUAUGACGAGUGUGACUACCGCUGCUCUUGCAACAACAACAAUGAAAUUGAGUGCGAGCCGCGAUGCGAAUUCCCCCACGAGGACGGAUCGGAAACGGAGCCCGGAUGUGAAUACCUCCCAGACCCCAAAGACUCGUGUUGCAAGUUGCGCGUCUGCAAUUCCACUUCCGAGGCGGCCACCGAUGCUGCACGCGCUCCUUCCUUGCCGUCCAAUGGUUGCACGGAAGGCAACAUCACUUAUGCUAUGAAUGAGAGGUACUAUAAUGGCUGUGAGACGCAGUGCACAUGCAUGGGCUUCGGCGAUAUCUCCUGCGUGCCAAGAUGCCCACCACUCAAGGUUGUGUCCGAGACCCCCAAGAGGUGCGAGACCCUGCCAGACCCCUUGGACCCCUGCUGUUCCAUCACCGUGUGUGACGAUGAGACCCCGGAUGUCAUGAAAGCCAACCUCACAGAUGAAGAGCGAAAAAUGCUGAUGGAGAACAUGACCGGCAUUGAAAAGGUGAUGACGAUGAAAGAAAUGAUGAAGAACAUGACAGAAGUAGACAAGGAAAUCAUGAUCAAUAACAUGACAGCUGAAGAGAGGGAAAUGCUGGUCAACAUGACAAAAGCCGAAAGGAAAAUGAUGAACCAGACAAUGUCAGAGACAGAGAAGGAUAUGAUGAUGAAGAACAUUAUGGACCUGGAAAGAGACAUGGUGGAGAAGAACAUGACAGAGGUGGAAAUGGAAAUGAUGAUGAAGAACAAAACAGCCAUGGAGAUGAAUGCCCACAAUCACAUUCACAUGCAUGAGGAUGGAACCUCUCAUUCUCAUUCUCAUGACCACGAUAUGGACGGUGCUCAUAAUCACAUGCAUGAGGACGAUGCGGAACAUGCACACUUCCACACUCAUGAGGAUGGAACAAACCACAGCCACGCCCAUGGAGAUAUGGAACACAGCCAUACACCCGAUGGAGGUAUCGGAUGGCAUGUUCAUGAGGAUGGUACGAAUCACAGCCAUGCACAUGACAGCUUAGCACACACGCAUGAAGGUGAUUGGCAUGUUCAUGAGGAUGGCACCAAUCACAGUCACCCACAUGGCAAUAUGGAACACACUCACGAAGGAGGAAAUGAUUGGCACAUUCAUGAAGAUGGAACAAAUCACACUCAUGCGCAUGGCAACAUGGAACACACUCAUGACGGAGAAGGCGUAUGGCACGUUCAUGAAGAUGGCACCAACCAUAGUCACCCACUUGGCGAUAAACCACACAGCCACACCUCAGACGGAGAAAUCGUAUGGCACAAUGAGGAGGAAAAGAACAUGGCACACACUCAUGCAGCAAGUGACUGGCAUGUUCAUGAAGACGGCACCAACCACAGCCAUUCACAUGACAACAUGGAGCACACCCAUGCAGGAGAACAGGCGUGGCACGUUCAUGAAGAUGGAACAAAUCACAGUCAUGCACAUGGUAACAUGGAACAUACCCAUGAAGGAGAAGAUGUAUGGCACGUUCAUGAAGAUGGCACCAAUCACAGUCAUCCACAUGGCGAUAAGCCACAUACCCACACUGAUGAUGGAGAAACCAUAUGGCAUACUCAGGAAAAUGGCAACAUGACACACAUCCAUGGAACGAAUGAUUGGCAUGUCCAUGAGGAUGGCACCAACCACAGUCAUGCACAUGGCAGUAUGCCACACACCCAUGGAGAAAAUGAUUGGCAUGUUCAUGAAGAUGGAACAAAUCACAGUCAUGCGCAUGGCAACAUGGAACAUACCCAUGAAGGAGAAGAUAUAUGGCACGUUCAUGAAGAUGGGACCAACCACAGUCACCCACAUGGCGAUAAACCACAUAGCCAUGCUGAUGAUGGAGAAAUUAUAUGGCAUAGUGAAGACGAAAACGAUAUGGCACACACCCAUGGAGAAAAUGAUUGGCAUGUUCAUGAGGACGGCACCAACCACAGUCAUGCACAUGAUAACAUGGGACACACUCAUGGAGGAGAAGAUGUAUGGCACGUUCAUGAAGAUGGCACCAACCACAGUCAUCCACAUGGCGAUAAGCCACAUAGUCACACCGCUGAUGGAGAAAUUGUAUGGCACACUGAGGAAGAUGACAAUAUGACACACCCCCAUGGAGCACACCCCAACCUCAACGUUCUAGAGAAGUCGAGCAGAGCAAAUGACGAAGGCAGCUACGAUUUGGAUAUCCUGAAAGUGACGGCCCUCAACGCCACAGCCGCAGAGAUCCACCUGGCUGUAUCCGAUGCCAUGCUCGAGGCUUGGACCAGGAAUCCUUUCCUGAUCGUCCUUUACAGCCCCGACUCCAUCACUUGGUCCAAGAAGAACAUUUCCUCCGAGAACAUCAGGGUACAAAACUCCAGAGAGAUGUAUGUGACCGUCGGGGAGCUACAGCCAUCCACAGCCUACCAGUUCCGCGUCGCCUUCCACGACUCCGUCAGUUCCACAGCCAAGGUGCAGCUGCUGGACGGCCCUGCUGAUCUGGGCGUGGACAUCGACGUCAGCAACAUGUGCGAGUACGAGGGCCACUAUUACAAGCGAGGCGAGAACUUCUACCAGGGCUGCCGACAGUCGUGCAUGUGCUCCGAGGACCUGGAGGUGUACUGCGCCGACAUCGAGUGCCCGGUCUCCUUUGGCCUCGACAUCAUCGACCCCAACUGCCUCGAGUGGGACAUCGAUCCGGAAUACGUGCUGACGCCGCCCAACUGCUGCCAGCCCGUCAAGUGCGUGUCGACGGCGGCCUGCGAGUACAUGGGCCAGACCUUCAACAACUACGACACCAUCCCGCGCGAAAUCACCGGCUGCUCCCAGGAGUGCAGCUGCAGCUACGGCAAGGUGACCUGCCAUGACCUGUGCGCGCCAGUGACCGAUGCCCCUCCGCCCGAGUUGGAAUGCCCCCCCGAGAAGGCCGUGCUGAUCACCCUGCCCGGGGAAACCUGUUGCAGGUCGUGGCAGUGCGCCGCUCACACUGUUGCAGACUUUGAGUUUUUGGCCACAACGGAGGUGGUAGAGACUACGCAGUAUGCAGGGUCCUCUCAAGGUGUGUCGGCUGUGUUCCCCCUCCCGCCGGUCUCAAUCCUGAACGGCCCCCCCACCUCCGGGUUUGUGCCCAUCGGCCCCCCCUCACCCCCUCACUUUGGUGCAGAGAACAGCAUUGCAGAGCCCGUUGUUCAGGCCUUGGACGCACGAACAGCACAGGUCUCCUUCGACACGCCGCCAGUGUACAAGGGUCUGCCCGGAGAGCUUCUUGUUAGAUUCACCAGUGAUCCCGUAGCUAACUCAGACCCAGCCACAUGGAAGCAAGAGAUCCUGGUACCUAUGGGAACGAUCAUCAACCACUCACAGUGGAACCACGUCAUGACCAGCCUGGAACCUGGCACCUCUUAUGCCAUGCAGGUUGUACUGAACGUCCAAGGGGCCCAGCCAGUCACUUCCCCGAUGUUUACGUACACUACUAUGGCUGAAGCCACCACGCCGUCUACCACAACACCUUUACCCCGUCUGGAAGUAAACGCUGAGCUCUAUGCAACAAAGGUUACUAAGACAACCGCCAAGAUAUCGUGGAGACGUUUCAAUGACUACGAAUUGCAGUACAUCGAUGGCGUGCAAGUCAAAUAUUCUGAGAAGGAUAAACUGAUCCCCAACGUUAGCCCGCUGCUCCACCACGACAGCAACCAGAUGGAAUUACGUGACCUGCAGCCAGGCACUAAUUACACUGUCGACCUGGUACUGUUCCCUCACGAGAAUCUGUCCACACAGAUCUCCAACACUCAAGCCAUUACCUUUAUGACACUGCCUGAAGAAGAUCCAUAUGAAUUUGAGAUCGAGGUUCGCGCCGGCAAGGUUUCAUCCCAGACCGCCGAACUGUACUACUCGGGCGUGCCAGACCCGGAGGAGAAAUACGUCAAUGUCUUCAGAGCAGUGUACGUGCGCGAAGACGAGCGAGUGGACGCCCAGACCUUCAAGAUUCCCAAGACGGGUCACGAGAAGAAGAUCUUCCUCAGCGACCUGAAACCUGACGUCGAGUACAAAGUGUGGUUGGAGGCUUACCUUUCCAACGGCCGAAAGAAGACGAGCAACGUGAUCCCCAUUACUACCAAGGCUGGCGAACUCCCCAAGCCGGAGAAGAGUGAAGUUGACCCCUCGACGCAAGGCCGACGGGGAGAAGGACGGGUACUACGCCGCCCUGGUCGCCGUGGCCAUCAUCGCCGCCAUCGCCUGCGUGGGCUUCCUCGGCCUGCUGGUGAUCCUCCUGAGGAAGCAGAGCCACGCUAAGGCCCACAUCAACUCCUCGAGAAACAACGCCGCGUAUGACAACCCGUCAUACAAGGUAGGGGACAAUACAUACGACAUGGAGAUGAACGGCAUAAAGGGCAGCGGGAACGGAGCCACACACAUGGACGAACCUUAGGCUUUUGCUCACGACCAGGUGCUAAUCCUUGCAUCUUUUAACUCCUUUUAUUCUUUUUGUGUAUGUGUUUUUUUUUUUGUUUUUUUUUAGCUACUUUUAUUUCCUGAUUUUUGUUAGAUAUGUCUUUUUUAUAUAUGUGGAAAGUUACGGCAUUUCGAAGGCAAGGUCUUUGAAGGAUGCCCAGUAUCCCAGUGAUAGUGUAUAAAUCUUCGAUCACUGUUACACGUGUAAAUAAUUGUUUGGAGGAAAACCUUGUGGCUCUACAAACCGAGUGCUGUUAUAUCACCUGGGAGACAGUUAAAAAAACAAACAAACUCGUAAAUAUAAAAUGGUCUUUCUUGUUUUGUCUAAUUUGAUGAUGGUUCUAGGCAUAAAAUGUAUGUACUUUACUCAGGUGAUUCAUCAGCUGGAUAUAGUAGCUGCCAGUUUAGGUUUUAGUGUAACAUAAAGUGCACCAGCCAUUGCUUUUUUCCCCCCAGAAACAUUUUCUUCUUAUUCUGUCUCUUGUUUGUUCAUGGUAUUGUAAUAAUAAAUAAUUGCUUAAUACUAACUUCUGCUUCUCUCCGUUGGAUUUUUUCUAUUUAUACUGUAGGUAUUUAUAUUUCCCUCAGAGAUGGAACAUAACACAGAGUACUGGUGCUUUGUGAAUAAUUAGGUUGUGCCUUUUUAACAAAAAAAAUACUGUACUUAAUUGUGCCAUUAUUGUACACUAUCACUUAAGAAAAUUGUACAAUGAGACACCUGUUAUCCUCUAUGGAUUUAACUACGAUAUUGUUUUCUCUCUUUUUCACUAAAAAUGUUAGUUUUUCAUCAAAAUUCACGAGCGGUAUGAUGUAAAUUCCCAGUUGUUUACGUUGCAAAGUAUAUUUCUCUAUUGCAGAACCAUUUGGUAUGUGUCUUUCCUACCCUCAUGAAUUUUGGGGAAAAAUUUAAACAACCUUUGGAGAGAUUUUGGCAAUAUAUUAAAACUUCAUAUUAGGUAACAGAUAAGAGGUCCACAAGGAUAAAAUGUGUGAUGCUGGACUCCUUUAUCCAGGUUUUUACUCAACCAUGUCUCAUGUACUUAGACUUGUAGAGCCUGCCAAAGGUGUUCCCUCUUAUGCCUGAGUGUUUUGUUCACUGAAGACGUUUCAGUGCAAAAGGAUAUUCUUUUAUUACUGCAGUAUGUAAAGAGAGGCUUUGAAAAAUAUGCAUGAACUAUACAUUAACUUUGCUUAGAUUUUUUUUUUUUGAAAGAUAUCCCCAGGUGAAUUAAAUACUUAAGUUGGCAUAGAAGGGAUUUUAUAAAUGUGACUUAGUGAUGUUUAUGAAUGUAGGUACACUUGGCAGUUCUUUACAAGUUUGGUACUAAUUUUCUACCUGCAAUGAGAAGUCCUACUUUGAUAUAUGUGAUAAGAAUUGUGUAAAAUUGCCUAAUAUAGAGUAAGUUUUUUAAUGAUGAUGAUCAUAAUAUUCAAGUAAUAUAGAGUAAUUGCCGUGAACUGUAUUUGUAUUUUUGUACGUUGAUACACAGAUUAAAGUUACGAUGAAAAUAGAAAAUAUGUUCAUGUGUAAUACUGAAAAGAAAUGUCAGUAUUACAUUUGAAAACACCACUAAAGUGCUCUUUUAGGAUGCUGUUAAAGAAAGUCAAUAUUUUUUUGUUAUUUUUAUAUUAAAAAUGCAUAAUGUAUCAGUACAUCAUAUAAAAGAAUUUAAAGUUUAAAUCAUGAUAUGAAAAAAAUAUGAAAAUUCAAGGGUUUUAUGUACAGUUAUAGCAAUAAAUUAUUUUUAUUACCUCGAAUGAUGUACUGCUCCUGUUUUAACUACGAUUUGUGUUGAUGUAAUUUUCAUUCAGUUGUGUAAUUACUGAUUGUUUGUCUGUUAAAAGAUAAAUUCAGGUUGAUAUGUUAACAUGGGUGCAGCCUCUGUGUACAGAUUUAAGUGUAAAAAACCUGUGCUUGUAUGCACAUUAAAUUACUUUUAAGAUU